AGUUUCUUCUGAAACUUGACAUAUUUUAUUUGGCCACCAUGGAGCCUCUGGGAAUGACCACUAUUUUCUUAAUGACUUGUGUCUCAUGCCUUCUCCUUUCUGCGUGGAAAGGUAAAUCCAAAUCAGAGAAGCAGCCUCCUGGUCCUUUAGCACUCCCCCUAAUUGGAAGCGUGCUCCAUCUGAAUCCACGAAACUUGCCUCAAAGCCUGGAGAAGCUCAGCCAGAAAUACGGUCCUGUCUUCAAAAUACGUUUAGGCCCCAGGGAGAUUGUGGUUCUUUAUGGCUAUGAUGUUGUGAAGGAAGCUCUGAUUGACCAGGCAGAUGAUUUCAGCGGAAGAGGCAUUCUACCACUGUUUGAGAAAUUCUUCAAAGGCACAGGCAUCGUGAACAGCAGCGGGGAGGCCUGGAAGCAACUCCGACGCUUUACCCUCAGUACCCUGCGUGAUUUUGGGAUGGGGAAGAAGGGCAUUGAGCAGCAGAUCCAAGAGGAAGCUCAUUUUCUGGUGGAGAGGCUCAGGAACACACAUGAACGUCCCUUUGAUCCCAGCAACUACCUAAUACACGCUGUUUCGAACAUCAUCUGCUCCAUCAUCUUUGGGAAUCGGUUUGAUUAUGAGGACAAAAAAUUUCUGACUUUACUUGACUUGCUGGAUGAAAACAACCGUAUCCAGAACUCUGUAUCUACAAUGUUAUACAAUUUCUUCCCAAGUGUCCUGGAACGCUUACCUGGGGCUCAUCACAGAAUGGAGAAAAAUAUUGAUGGAGUGAAUGAUUUUAUUUCUGAAAUUUUAAAAGCCCACCAGGAAACUCUGGAUCCCAGCUGUCCUCGAGAUUUCAUCGAUGCUUUUGUUAUCAAAAUGGAACAGGAGAAAGGAAACAGUCAUUCAUAUUUUAAUGCUGAGACCUUGUGCAGAACCACACUUGACUUGUUCCUUGCUGGAACAGGGACAACCAGCAACACACUGAGAUAUGGACUUCUGAUUCUCAUGAAAUAUCCCGAGGUAGAAGAGAAAAUUCACAAGGAGAUUGACCAUGUGAUCGGCCGAGACCGAAGUCCCUGCAUGGCAGAUCGGAGCCGGAUGCCGUACACAGAUGCUGUGGUCCACGAAAUCCAGAGAUUCAUUGAUUUCCUUCCACUUAACGUCCCACAUGCCGUGACCAAAGACACCAAGUUCAGAAACUAUUUCAUCCCCAAGGACACUAUGGUACUUCCUAUGCUUACGUCUGUCCUAUAUGACAGCAAGGAAUUUCCAAAYCCAGAAAAAUUUGACCCAGGACACUUCUUAAACGCAAAUGGUACUUUUAAAAAGAGUGACUACUUCCUGCCAUUUUCUACAGGAAAACGUGUCUGUGCAGGAGAAGGUCUGGCGCGCAUGGAGAUAUUCAUCUUUUUAACUGCCAUCCUGCAGAAUUUUACUUUGAAGCCUGCUAAAGAUCGCAAGGACGUUGACAUUUCUCCAAUAAUCACUGUUUUUGCAAACACGCCCAAACCUUAUGAGGUUUCUUUUCUUCCUCGUUAGCCAAGUAAAUACAGUGGCAAUUCCCUAAGCUCCUGAAAGCUCUGAUCAAGUGACAAUCAUUUUCUAACCUGGAAAUACCAAAACAUUAAGACCAUCUGCUAGUAUGACAUUUCUCUUGAUAAAGAAUCUAUAAAGAAGAAAAUGUUUGUAUGCAUUCAGCUCUAAGGCAAACAGGUAGUCGCACAGGGGAGGAAACAGCUCCUUAUGGCAAAGCCAUACAGGCUCUUCCUAUCUGAUUUCUGACACAGCUUACAACUGGACUUGAUCUUGAAGGUCUUUUCCAACCCUCAUGAUUCUAUGAUUCUAUCUCAGUUAGUGCUCUCAGAGCCCUGCUAUUACUGUCUGUAGCACCUGAUUUCUCAGCACAGCAGGAACAAACAGUUGUACUACAGAGUCUUCCCAGGGCCCAGCUUGAGGUACAUGUCUCUGCUCUGUAGUUUCUUUUUGUAGGUACACAUUUCUUUGUGACCUAUUUGUAACAGCA
Nothoprocta perdicaria is the source of this 2004-nucleotide messenger RNA. Its product is annotated as cytochrome P450 2H1-like. The transcript is spliced from 9 exons. The record is from RefSeq and is a predicted model, not a curated record. Gene Ontology annotation, cellular component: intracellular membrane-bounded organelle; cytoplasm. Gene Ontology annotation, biological process: xenobiotic metabolic process. NCBI's taxonomy places the organism in Eukaryota, Metazoa, Chordata, Aves, Tinamiformes, Tinamidae. Gene Ontology annotation, molecular function: oxidoreductase activity, acting on paired donors, with incorporation or reduction of molecular oxygen, reduced flavin or flavoprotein as one donor, and incorporation of one atom of oxygen; iron ion binding; heme binding. The coding region runs from base 39 to 1520 and encodes 493 amino acids.